Aspergillus ochraceoroseus IBT 24754 is the source of this 5079-nucleotide messenger RNA. RefSeq names its product putative ABC bile acid transporter. The transcript has 3 exons. NCBI's taxonomy places the organism in Eukaryota, Fungi, Ascomycota, Eurotiomycetes, Eurotiales, Aspergillaceae. Gene Ontology annotation, molecular function: ATP binding; ATP hydrolysis activity; ABC-type transporter activity. The record is from RefSeq and is a predicted model, not a curated record. The coding region runs from base 121 to 4827 and encodes 1568 amino acids. Gene Ontology annotation, cellular component: membrane. Gene Ontology annotation, biological process: transmembrane transport.
CGCGUCUUCCCCUCUUCUAGAAUCCAUUCUCUUACCUUUCCCUCGUCUUUCGCCAGCCGUCAUUUCCCCCCUUCAUUCUCUUCAUUCGUUUUCUCUUCUUUUAGCUUGGCUUUGCUGCACAUGGGACUCUCUUCAGAGUCGAUUUCCCUACUCCCAGGCGCUCUGGGAUUCUUCCUGGUAGUGGUAGGGAGUGUACCGGCGGCGAGGAGUAUCAUAGACCGAUUCUCCAGGAAUGGGAAGCAACAAGAUGGGUCACAACUAGCUCACGAGUCCUACCAAGAUGAAGAUGGAGAAGCAACAGAAGAAUCCUUGCGUGCGUUCUCAGACAAAUGGCAGAGAGUUGCUAUUGCUUUCUUUUCAAUUGCUGGCUUCGCCUUGGCUCUGUCCCAAGCUAUUCUCAAUAGUGUUCACCUCUCCAUCCACUCUUCCGCCCGGCUUUGGAUCCUUGUAGGUGUAUGGCUCCUUUUGAUCGUUCAAGCAAUCGCGUUUUUCACCGAAUCAUGUCCGACUCGCCGCUUUGACCUUGGGCUUUGGGGAUUCGGGGCCAGUGUAUUGACAGUAGCCAUACCAGGUGUUGAGUUCUGCAUCAGCAGUUCUGUUAGAUAUCACCUGGCACAUGAGCAGCUGUCCACCGGAUUAUUAUGUGCGCAGCUUGGAGCCGCUCUUCUGCGAGGAGUGUUUUGUCUGUCCCUUCCACGCCGGCCAGAGGUUUAUCUGAAUGGCAAAAUCGUCGAUCUGCAAAAUUCAGUCUCAUUUUUGAGCCGAUUUAGUUUCACCUGGCCCGGCAAAUUGCUAGCUUACACCAUUAAGAAUAAAAACAUCAGCAUCGAUGCACUUCCUGUGUUGCCAUUUGCGGUUCGCUCCAAGACCCUUCAUACGCGCUUUGAGCAAUUCCGAGAUCCCACCAAGAAGCUAUGGAGGACCCUCAUCGGCUUCCAUUAUCGAUCCUUUGUUGUACAAUCAAUCCUCACAUUCAUUAAUUGUGUUUUGAGCUUUGCGCCCCAGAUAACCCUGUACGGCAUCUUAAGGUCCAUGGAAGCUCGAGACGCUGCUCUGCCUGGUCAGGAGCAACCGUGGCCUUGGGUUAUUGCACUCGGGGUCUUGAUGUUCUUUGCUUCCAGCGUUGAAUCCUGGCUGUUCUGGGUCAUCUACUCGGAAAUUGGCAUUCCGAUCUAUGCCGAACUUGCGGCAGUCAUAUUUGCCAAGUCAAUGCGCCGAAAGGAUGUAAAAUCUACAAAAAAGAGCAAGCAGGCUGGAACGAGCGAGUCAAAUCCUGCUGGAGACCCUGCAGAAGAAGAAGACGAAGAGCAACUAUUGAAGAAGAGUCGCCAGAGCACCAUCAGCCUUGUCGCCGUGGAUGCCAGGCGUAUCUCUGAUUUUGCGUCUUUCAACUAUCUAAUUCCAUCCUCUUUGAUUAAGAUUCUCAUUGCAUGUGGACUGCUCAUUCAGCUGAUUGGCUGGAAGCCUCUUGCGUGCGGGCUUGCAGUAUCCGCGCUGAUCACCCCUGUCAAUGUACAACUGGCGAAGAGGUUCACCAACACCCAAGGAGUUCUUAUGAAGCGCAGAGAUGAGAAGGUAGCCGUAGUAACAGAGGCAUUGCAGGCAAUUCGCCAGAUAAAGUUUUCGGCAUUAGAGAGUCAGUGGCAGAAGAAAAUCCAGGACAUCCGAAACAACGAGCUAGACGCUUUAUGGUCUGCAUUCCGUUACGAUAUUGGGCUUAUCCUACUCUGGAUUCUUGGUCCUCUGAUGCUCUCUGCCGUUUCUUUGGCUGCCUACGCCUUAAUGCAUGGCGAGCUGACCGCCUCAGUCGCGUUUACCGCGAUAUCGAUUUUUGGUUCGCUGGAAUUGUCGCUUGCAUUUGUACCAGAGCUCGUCACGAAAGGACUGGAAGCAAAAGUUAGCGCUGACCGUAUUGAUGAAUAUCUUUUCUCGUCCGAGAAAACCAACAAAACUUUGCCGGCUAAUGCCAUCUCUUUUGAUAAUGCUUCCGUCGCAUGGCCUUCAAAUGAAGAACCCGGCGAGGCGGAUACAGAGCCACGUUUUGUACUACAGAACUUGAACAUCAGUUUUCCAGCAAAGGGGCUGAGUGUUAUUUCGGGUAGAACGGGUUCUGGAAAGAGUCUCUUACUUGCUUCAGUGCUCGGAGAGUGCGAAAUUCUUCAUGGGACGGUUCGAGUACCCACUCCUCCACCCCUGAAAGAACGGUAUGAUCAUUUGGCCAAUGAUGAGAAUUGGAUCAUUGACAAUGCUAUUGCAUACGUAGGCCAAAUCCCUUGGGUUGAGAAUGCUAGCAUCCGGGAUAAUAUUCUUUUUGGUCUGCCGUACAAUAAGACACGCUAUGAGAAUGUUCUGUUCGCUUGUGCUUUGGAAAAGGACCUACAGGUGCUUCCUGAUGGCGAAAUGACCGAUAUUGGAGCGAAUGGUGUGAACCUCAGCGGUGGCCAAAAAUGGCGCAUGUCAUUUGCUAGAGCGCUCUACUCCAGGGCUGGAAUCCUUGUUAUGGAUGAUAUCUUCAGUGCCCUUGAUGCCCAAACCGGUCGUCAUGUAUACGAACAUGCACUUACUGGAUCUCUUGGACAUAAUAGAACAAGAAUUCUUGUUACUCAUCACGUUGCCCUAUGUUUGCCUCGCACUGACUACUCCGUUCUUCUUGAGGACGGAAAACCCAAGCACGCUGGCACCAUCGCGGAGUUGAGAAGAACAAAUAGCCUUGCAGAUAUUCUUCUGCAAGAUGAAGAUGCCGAGCGGUUCAAUCAUCCUGCGAGGGAGGAUCAAGAGUGUGUCAAUGAGGAGAAUGCUGGGCAAAAGGAUAUCACAAACAGACCGCGCAGAAGCACAAGCACCUCUGUAGGUCGGAACGGAACGGCGCCACACGAUGACUCGAAACCCAAGAAGUUCGUCCAGGAGGAAAAGAGAGAGACGGGCUCGAUUAAUUUUUCUGUCUACUUAACUUACUUCAAAAGUGGCGCGGGCCUACCGCACUGGUUGCUCAUAAUUUUUGCCUAUAUUUUGUACAGUGGUCUGAUUGUUGGAAGAGCAUGGUGGGUCAAUAUCUGGACCAGUUCAGUGGAACAUCAUUCGAAUCAAAACCAUUAUGCGACUUUCAUGACCCAAGCAAUGCAACGCUUUGCGACCGUCAAGACUAGCGAUAGCCUAGGCUUUUACCUGGGCAUUUACGUCGGCUUAUCAAUCAUAGCUUGUUCUGUAGGUACAGUCAGAUACUUUCUGGUUCUAUCAUCGGCAGUGCGAGCUUCAAAGAAUCUAUUUGAGACCUUGACUUUUGCAAUGCUCCGCGCGCCCCUUCGGUGGCUUGACACUGUUCCAUUAGGACGAAUUCUGAACCGCUUUACAUCAGAUUUCCAUGCUAUUGAUUCCAGGCUUGGAUACGAUUUGGGAUUUGUUAUCAAUAAAUUCCUUGAAGUCAUUGGAAUUAUGAUUGCAGGAAUGCUUGCUUCCCCACGGCUAAUCUUGUUCGCGGUCAUUCUUCUUGCCCUCUGCUUGCAGCUUUCAUUGACAUACCUAGCCGGUGCUCGUGAAGUCAAGCGACUAGAAAGCACGGCCAAGAGCCCAGUCUUUGAAUUAUUCGAUUCCAGCCUUGUGGGGUUAAUCACAAUCCGCGCUUUCACCAAGGCUGAUACCUAUCUUGACAUCAUGUACCAAAAGAUCGACCGCCAUGCUGGAGCAUGGUGGAACUUGUUGCUAUUCAAUCGAUGGCUAGGCUUCCGCAUGGGGGUUGUUGGUGCGCUUUUCUCGACAAUCACUGCCGUGCUUGUGGUUUACCUCCCGGGAAUCACUGCAUCACUUGCAGGAUUCGCUCUCAGCUUUGCUCUGCAGUAUAAUAGCGCCGUCUCUGCCGCACUCCGCCAGUACUCAAACGUGGAACUCAACAUGAAUGCCACUGAGCGUGUGAUUGAGUACUCAAAGAUUCAGAUCGAGAGCCAAGAUGGCACAAGCCCACCCGCUGCCUGGCCCACAGAAGGGCAAUUAGAGGUUGAAGAUCUCGUGGUUAGCUAUGCACCCGAAUUGCCGCCUGUUUUGAACGGUCUAUCCUUUACUGUUACCAAACACCAAAGGGUUGGUAUUGUGGGCCGCACUGGUGCAGGAAAGUCAUCGCUUGCCCUGGCCUUGUUCCGGUUCCUCGAAGCACGGCAAGGUCAUAUCUACAUCGAUGGCAUUGAUGUGUUCAAGAUCAAGCUCCAUGACCUUCGCAGCCGGCUGGCUAUUAUCCCCCAGGACCCGGUGCUCUUCUCCGGCACUGUGAGAUCUAAUCUAGACCCAUUCGACGAAUACGGUGAUUCUGAGCUCUAUGAUGCCCUCGAGCGCGUGCAUCUGAUCUCUGCAGAUGAGAACAAAACGCUAUCGCAGCCUGCGACCGAUGCCUCUUCUACAAGCUUGGUGAAGCCCACAAACGCCUUCAAGUCGUUAUCGUCACCGAUCUCAGAGGGUGGAUUGAACCUCUCGCAGGGCCAGAGACAACUUCUCUGCCUGGCGCGUGCGAUUGUUUCGCGUCCCAAAAUCAUGGUUCUUGACGAAGCCACCUCCGCAGUGGACAUGGAGACAGACAUGCUCAUUCAGCAGUCCAUCCGUGCAGAAUUCAAAGCGACCACCCUCCUCGUGAUUGCUCACCGACUGAGCACUAUUGUGGAUUUCGAUCGAGUUCUCGUUAUGGAUACCGGCCGUGUUGCCGAGUUUGGUACCCCGCAGGAGUUGAUGAAGAUUGAACAAGGAAUCUUCAAAAACCUGGUAGAGAACAGUGGUGAGAAGACCGUGUUGGAACAGAUCAUUUUUGGAGAGGCUGGAGAAGCCAGACGCACGAGAAUGAGAUAAGUCACCCAGGUACUACGAAGCCCUGCAAAGGUAUAUAGCAGGGGUCAUGAGGGUUCUGUAUUGAGUCUUGCGCACUAGAAUGCCUAAGUUGGAACAGUUUUGGCCUACUCUCGUUAACUGGUAUCGAAAUAAAUGCAUCAAGUAAGAGCCAAUGGUGUUAACUCAGGUCGAUAGGAAAGGGGGUUGGAAGUGUAAGUGUAUCUACCGUAUAUUUAUGCUAGUUGGUAUAUAAUUUGAUUUCGAUUAAACACG